CGGCGCAGGUGGUGACGCGGCGCCGUCCGGGUACCGGCGGCGGUCAGCCUCUGGGGGAAGAACGGAAUUUCCCGGAAGCGGGUCCGAAUCCUGUGCGGCUGCCUCCUGGUUGCGGUGGUCGUGAUGAGCUCAGCUCACGGGUUCUCGCUCCCGGGAGCCCCGGCCGCCGAAUCGGGUGCUGCCGACCAGGAGAGCUCUAACUGCAAGAGGACACCAUUAUUGUUAUAAUGGUGUGCCAGAACUGACUCCCAGAACAUUGCCUGACCUCUGACCUGGCAAUAUGGGGAGGAUUGGCAUCUCCUGCCUCUUUCCUGCUUCCUGGCAUUUUAGCAUCUCUCCAGUGGGGUGUCCCCGGAUUCUGAAUACCAACUUACGCCAAAUCAUUGUUAUUAGUGUUCUGGCUGCUGCUGCUUCACUUUUAUAUUUUUCUGUUGUCCUAAUUCGUAAUAAGUAUGGGCGACUAUCCAGGGACAAGAAGUUUCAAAGGUACUUGGCACGAGUUACUGAUAUUGAAGCUACAGACACCAAUAAUCCCAAUGUGAACUAUGGCAUUGUGGUGGACUGUGGUAGCAGUGGAUCUCGUAUAUUUGUCUAUUGCUGGCCAAGGCAUAAUGGCAAUCCUCAUGAUCUGUUGGAUAUCAGACAAAUGAGAGAUAAAAACCGGAAACCAGUAGUUAUGAAGAUAAAGCCUGGCAUUUCAGAAUUUGCUACCUCUCCAGAGAAAGUCAGUGAUUACAUUUCUCCACUCUUGAACUUUGCUGCAGAACAUGUGCCCCGGGCAAAACACAAAGAAACCCCUCUCUACAUUCUCUGCACAGCUGGCAUGAGAAUCCUUCCUGAAAGUCAGCAGAAAGCCAUUCUGGAAGACCUUCUGACUGAUAUCCCCGUGCACUUUGACUUUCUGUUUUCUGAUUCUCACGCAGAAGUAAUAUCAGGCAAACAAGAAGGUGUGUAUGCUUGGAUUGGCAUUAAUUUUGUCCUUGGACGAUUUGAACAUAUUGAAGAUGAUGAUGAGGCAGUUGUGGAAGUUAACAUUCCUGGUAGUGAAAGUAGCAAAGCCAUUCUCCGCAAAAGAACAGCUGGUAUUCUCGACAUGGGAGGCGUGUCAACUCAGAUAGCAUAUGAAGUCCCCAAAACUGUAAGCUUUGCCUCUUCACAGCAGGAAGAGAUAGCUAAAAACUUGUUAGCUGAAUUUAACUUGGGAUGUGAUGUCCAUCAAACUGAGCAUGUGUACCGAGUCUAUGUGGCCACUUUUCUUGGGUUUGGUGGCAAUGCUGCUCGACAGAGGUAUGAAGACAGAUUAUUUGCCAACACAGUUCAAAAGAACAGGCUCCUGGGGAAACAGAUGGGCCUGACUGCUGAUGCUCCCUACCUGGACCCUUGCUUGCCCCUGGACAUUAAAGAUGAAAUCCGGCAAAAUGGGCAGACCAUGUACCUUCGGGGAACGGGAGAUUUUGACCUGUGUCGAGAGUCUCUCCUUCCAUUCAUGAAUAAAACAAAUGAGACACAGACUUCUCUCAAUGGCAUCUACCAGCCCCCAAUUCAUUUCCAGAACAGUGAAUUCUAUGGCUUUUCUGAGUUCUACUACUGUACUGAGGAUGUGUUGCGAAUGGGGGGAGACUACAAUGCUGCUACAUUCACUAAAGCUGCAAAGGAUUACUGUGCUACAAAGUGGUCAAUCCUGCGGGAACGAUUUGACCGAGGACUUUACACCUCACAUGCUGACCUUCAUAGACUAAAGUAUCAGUGCUUCAAGUCUGCUUGGAUGUAUGAAGUGUUUCACAAGGGCUUUUCAUUUCCUGCCAACUAUAAAAAUUUGAAGACAGCCUUGCAAGUGUAUGACAAGGAGGUUCAGUGGACACUUGGAGCAAUCCUUUACAGGACCCGCUUUUUGCCCUUAAGGGACAUCCAGCAGGAGACCUUCCGGACCAGUCACGCCCACUGGCGCCGCUUCUCCUUCGUCUACAAUCACUACCUGUUCUGGGGCUGCGUCCUGGUGGUCCUGCUCUCCAUCCUCCUCUACCUUCUGCGGCUGCGCCGCAUUCACAGGCGGAUGCUCCGCAAUGGCUCAUCCGCUGCCCUCUGGCUGGAGGAGGGCCUCCCACCCCAGAAGAUGGCUGGCACCUUAUGAACCUCAUCCCAGAGCUCCAGGGAGACUUUCUAAAGGAAAAGCCAUUUUUUUUUUUUUUAUUUUUGCCUCAGGGUUUCUCCUCUCCAUUCUCUUUUGGUUUUGUUUUUGUUUUCCCUAUGUCUUUGAAGCAAUUACAGAAUUCAUUGUUUGUGACCUGUGCUGCCCUAGAAGUACUGUAUCUAGUUACUUUGUCUACAGCUUUAACUUGGGUAGGGGAAAGGGAAAAACUACUUGAUUUUUGUUGUGUAGGGUUAUCUACUCCAAAUGACUAAGAUUUUGUUUGGAUUUUCUUCCAGUUAUGUUAAAGUUUUAAACAGAUUGCACUUUGAUAUCAUAGAGAAAUGCAAAGGUUGUUUUUUUUAUCAGUGGAGAAUAAAACUGAUACUUUUCGUAGAAUAAAAAAAUGGUUAAAAUUUAUAACCCUCUUUUCCCUCUAUUUUGAAAUCUCUAACCUGAAGAGAGGUUUUUAUUUUAUCCUAAUUUACUGUUCAGGUAUAUUUCUAUUUUCUUUGCAAGUGAAUAAAAGGGCAGUUUAUAUACAAAAUAGAGGAAUAUAGGCACCAGGAAGCAACUAUUUUUUUAAAUUGAUAAGAAAGAGACCUGAAAAAUGUGAAAUAUUAACUUGAGCUAUGUGUAUGUAUGGCAAGUGUUAAUGAAAGAAUGAAGGAACAUAGUGUCCUUUUAAAAAAACACCACUUCAGAAUCUAUUGUUUGAUUUCAUUUCGUAUUUUUUUAUUACCAUUACCUUUUCUUUUUUUAAAAAAAAUUUUUAUUAAGUAAUUUUCCUUUUGUUGCCCUUGUUGUUUAUCGUCGUUGUUGUUGGGUAGAACAGAGAGAAAUGGAGAGAGGCAGGGAAGACAGAGAGGGGAAGAGAAAGAUAGACACCUGCAGACCUGCUUCACCACCUGUAAAGGGAUCCCCUGCAGGUAGGGAGCCGGGGGCUCGAACCGGGAUCCUUACGCCAGUCUUUGCGCUUUGUGCCACCUGCACUUAACCCACUGCACCACCGCCUGGCUCCCGACCUUUUCUUGACUAUAGGUGAUUUACUUUCUUUGUUCUUUUAGUGGCAUUAGAGUGUCUUGUUUUUGAAAAAGUUGGGAAAUUCAUAAGAAUUCAUUGGCUUUUGAUGCUAUUUGAACUAGAAAUUAAUGCUGGCACUACAGUAUGCCUUAUUUUUACUUGUUUAGUUGUGUUCCAGUUUCUUCCAAGUCAUCAGUAUUCCCUCCUGUGAUUAAAAAUUGCCGAAAUGGUCUGAUGUUAGAGACCCCGUACUCAGCCUGCCAGUUUCUCUAUCACUGUUGUAGUAGAAGUUGUGUUGGCAUAGCCACUGUAGAUCCAGAUGAAGAGAAGAGUGUGAAUUUGAUUCGAAGAAAUAAACUCACAUUUUGAAAAUGUCAA
Molecule: messenger RNA, 3529 nt
Organism: Erinaceus europaeus (western European hedgehog)
Lineage: Eukaryota; Metazoa; Chordata; Mammalia; Eulipotyphla; Erinaceidae
Gene: ENTPD4
Product: ectonucleoside triphosphate diphosphohydrolase 4
Exons: 13
Coding region: 281-2131 (616 amino acids)
Biological process (GO): nucleoside diphosphate catabolic process
Cellular component (GO): membrane
Molecular function (GO): nucleoside diphosphate phosphatase activity
Source: RefSeq, a predicted model, not a curated record